AUGCGGCCUCUCACGGAAACCGAGACGAAGACGCUCUUCGAGAAGUUAGCAAAUUAUACUGGCGCAUCCCUGAAGAGCAUCAUCGCCGAACCGUCCUCGAGUUCAUCGGAUAGAAAUGUGUUCCGAGUCCAGAACAACCGCGUAUACUUUGUUCGAGAGUCGAUAGCGAAUCUGGCUACCAGUGUUGCGCGAGUCCAGCUACUCUCACUGGGGACCUGUGUUGGAAAAUUUACAAAGACUGGAAAAUUUCGCAUGCACAUCACCGCCCUCGAUAUCGUUGCUCCUCACGCACGCUAUAAGGUCUGGGUGAAGCCAAAUGGAGAGAUGCCGUUCUUGUACGGAGGGAAUGUGGUCAAGGCGCACGUUGGAAGGUGGAGCGAAGACUGCCCGGAGCACCAAGGUGUAGUAGUGCUGAGCAUGAACGACACCCCUCUAGGCUUUGGAGUGAGUGCGCGCUCGACAGCAGAGGCGAGACGGCUGGACCCAACAGGUGUCACGACUUUCCGACAGGGGGAUAUUGGAGAGUACCUCAGGGAGGAGGACACUCUAUUCACGACCUGA
Mytilinidion resinicola is the source of this 561-nucleotide messenger RNA. RefSeq names its product 60S ribosome subunit biogenesis protein NIP7. The transcript has 7 exons. NCBI's taxonomy places the organism in Eukaryota, Fungi, Ascomycota, Dothideomycetes, Mytilinidiales, Mytilinidiaceae. Gene Ontology annotation, cellular component: preribosome, large subunit precursor; nucleus; nucleolus. The coding region runs from base 1 to 561 and encodes 186 amino acids. Gene Ontology annotation, molecular function: RNA binding. The record is from RefSeq and is a predicted model, not a curated record. Gene Ontology annotation, biological process: ribosomal large subunit biogenesis; ribosome assembly.